Jaculus jaculus (lesser Egyptian jerboa) is the source of this 6038-nucleotide messenger RNA. It is a transcript of the gene Gfpt1, whose product is annotated as glutamine--fructose-6-phosphate transaminase 1. The record is from RefSeq and is a predicted model, not a curated record. Gene Ontology annotation, biological process: protein N-linked glycosylation; carbohydrate derivative biosynthetic process; fructose 6-phosphate metabolic process. The transcript has 19 exons. Gene Ontology annotation, molecular function: carbohydrate derivative binding; L-glutamine:D-fructose-6-phosphate transaminase (isomerizing) activity. NCBI's taxonomy places the organism in Eukaryota, Metazoa, Chordata, Mammalia, Rodentia, Dipodidae. The coding region runs from base 152 to 2197 and encodes 681 amino acids.
GGCCAAGCCGGGAGCAGUGGUCGCAUCCCGAGGGCGUCGCGUCGUUGCCUCCGCCGAACAGCCGCAGUCCUCCCGUGGGCAUCCCCGAAACUUGUGUGCGCCGACUCCCUGCAGCAGCUCAAUUCUCGGCUCCGGGCCGCCCUUCAGCAUCAUGUGCGGUAUUUUUGCUUACUUAAACUACCAUGUUCCUCGCACAAGACGAGAAAUCUUGGAGACCCUAAUCAAAGGCCUUCAGAGACUGGAGUACAGAGGAUAUGAUUCUGCUGGUGUGGGUGUUGACGGAGGAAAUGACAAAGACUGGGAAGCCAAUGCUUGUAAAAUCCAGCUCAUUAAGAAGAAAGGAAAAGUUAAGGCACUGGAUGAAGAAGUUCACAAACAACAGGAUAUGGAUUUGGAUAUAGAAUUUGAUGUACACCUUGGAAUUGCUCAUACCCGUUGGGCAACUCAUGGCGAACCCAGUCCUGUUAAUAGUCACCCCCAGCGCUCUGAUAAAAAUAAUGAGUUUAUUGUUAUUCACAAUGGAAUCAUCACCAACUACAAAGACUUGAAAAAGUUUUUGGAAAGUAAAGGCUAUGACUUUGAAUCUGAAACGGAUACAGAAGCAAUUGCCAAACUUGUAAAGUACAUGUAUGACAAUUGGGAAAGCCAGGACAUCAGCUUUACUACGUUGGUGGAGAGAGUUAUCCAACAAUUGGAAGGUGCUUUUGCACUUGUAUUUAAAAGUGUUCAUUUUCCUGGGCAAGCAGUUGGCACAAGGCGAGGAAGUCCUCUCUUGAUUGGUGUGCGAAGUGAACAUAAACUUUCUACGGAUCACAUCCCGAUACUGUACAGAACAGGGAAAGACAAGAAAGGAAGCUGCAAUCUCUCCCGUGUGGACAGCACGACAUGCCUUUUCCCUGUUGAGGAAAAAGCUGUAGAGUAUUACUUUGCCUCUGAUGCAAGUGCUGUCAUAGAACACACCAAUCGUGUCAUCUUUCUAGAAGAUGAUGAUGUUGCAGCAGUGGUGGAUGGCCGUCUAUCUAUCCAUCGAAUUAAACGAACUGCCGGAGAUCAUCCUGGCCGAGCUGUGCAGACACUCCAGAUGGAACUCCAGCAGAUCAUGAAGGGCAACUUUAGUUCAUUUAUGCAGAAGGAAAUUUUUGAGCAGCCAGAAUCUGUUGUGAACACAAUGAGAGGAAGAGUCAACUUUGAUGACUAUACUGUGAAUUUGGGUGGUUUAAAGGAUCACAUUAAGGAGAUCCAGAGGUGUCGGCGUUUGAUUCUUAUUGCUUGUGGAACAAGUUACCAUGCUGGUGUAGCAACACGUCAAGUUCUUGAGGAGCUGACCGAAUUGCCAGUGAUGGUAGAACUAGCCAGUGACUUCCUGGAUAGAAACACGCCAGUUUUUCGAGAUGAUGUUUGCUUUUUCAUUAGUCAAUCAGGUGAGACAGCUGAUACCCUGAUGGGUCUUCGUUACUGUAAGGAGAGAGGAGCUUUAACUGUGGGGAUCACAAAUACAGUCGGCAGUUCUAUAUCAAGGGAGACAGAUUGUGGGGUUCACAUUAAUGCUGGUCCUGAGAUUGGCGUGGCCAGUACAAAGGCUUACACCAGCCAGUUUGUGUCCCUAGUCAUGUUCGCCCUUAUGAUGUGUGAUGACAGGAUCUCCAUGCAAGAGAGACGCAGAGAGAUCAUGCUUGGAUUGAAACGGCUGCCAGAUUUGAUUAAGGAAGUACUGAGCAUGGAUGAUGAAAUUCAGAAGCUGGCAACUGAGCUGUAUCAUCAGAAGUCAGUCUUGAUAAUGGGACGUGGCUAUCAUUAUGCUACUUGUCUUGAAGGAGCACUGAAAAUCAAAGAAAUUACUUACAUGCACUCUGAAGGCAUCCUCGCUGGUGAGCUGAAGCAUGGCCCUCUGGCCUUGGUGGACAAGCUGAUGCCUGUCAUCAUGAUCAUCAUGCGUGAUCACACUUACACCAAGUGUCAGAAUGCUCUGCAGCAGGUGGUUGCUCGGCAGGGGCGCCCUGUGGUAAUCUGUGACAAGGAGGAUACUGAAACCAUUAAGAACACAAAAAGGACUAUCAAGGUGCCUCACUCAGUGGACUGCUUGCAGGGCAUUCUCAGUGUGAUCCCUCUACAGCUGUUGGCUUUCCAUCUUGCUGUGCUGAGAGGCUAUGAUGUUGAUUUUCCACGGAAUCUUGCCAAAUCUGUAACUGUAGAGUAGAGGACAUCAGCAAAUUGGGACACUUAGUCAAUCAACAAAGACACCUUUUGUAUUUAAAAUGUCACUUCCUGAAACUCUUUUUUAGAAAGUCCUUAUUUAUAUAUCAGUUAUAGUUAUUUCACUCAAUUUAUGAUUUUUUGUGCAAUUUCCUCUUAUAGUUUUCCAGUAAUAUGUGGGGGAAUUUGAUCACUAGGACCUAAAUCUAUAUCUAAGCUAAAAUCAGAUUUUUAACUGCCUUUUCCUUUUUAAAGAACUGAAUAAUGAAUUUCUGAGUCCUCCACUUUAAUAGGAGACGGUUGUUAGAUUUUUGAAGCAGUUUCCUUUGUUUUUCCAGUGCUGCUUUUUGGUCAGACCAAUGAAAGAGCAGUGCACUUAAUAGGAAUAUUCAGUGCCAGUGACAAUACAUGCUAAUUCUUAGACAUCUACUGAAGGUUUUGCUAAAUUUAUAUAUAGAGAAUAGGCUGUGAUUUAUUUUGAGACUUGUUUUUGUUUUGAUUUUAAGUCAGACUGUACAACUGAAGGACUUGGUGGGAUGUAUACCUGAGUUGACUUAGUUUUUCAGCUUGUCUGUUAUCUCUGUAGGAGGGUAGUUUAGGGAGCAGACUGUUGUAGUCGUGCAUUGUCUUCCAGACUUGAAGAGAACAUUGUGUAUUCUUUUGUAGUACAUACUUCAAAGUAACUGUUUUAGACACUGAUUAUGUCUUGACAUUUGAAGAUAGGAUAUUGGAUAUCCUACUUACACCUUGCUGUUUUCAUCUCUCUCUUUUUUCAUCUCUUAAAAGUAGGUUUUGUCCAUGUAACUAGUAUUUUUUAAAAAAAUAAUUAUUGAAUGACGUUUUUAUUUUCUUUGAAAUUAUAGCACAAAGCUGCUGCUAUUAAGAAUCUCAUAUCAAUAGGCUCACUACUGUCUUCAGCUUUGUACCAAGGAAGAGUUUCCUAGAAUUAAAAUAACUUCCUUUACUACAUUGCAUCAAGUAUACCUUAGUGCCAGUGUGGAGAUUUUGUAAUUGCUUGAAGGAUUUAUAAGACUUUGGCUGUUUGAUCUUAGAUGUGUGGUAGGUUAGGCUCAGAAAGUUACCUGGUUUACACAGUAGAAUGACAUCAGAUGUAGUAUUACUUCUGAGGUGCUUUCCUUUCUGUAGUUUCUGUCCUCUAUUCAGGAGCGAAGACAAUAUAAAGUGAUACUAAAGUGCUAUUAGCUGUCUAGUGUCAGAAAUGGAAGUGGAUAAUUUGGAUUAAAAUAUUGAAAAUAGAAUAUUAGUUUGAUACUCCAAAACUGUGUGUGGAAUAAUUUCACAGAGGUUUUUGGACAGAACCUUGGGGGCUGUAGGAGAAUGUGCUUAUGUUUUAGUUAGGUCCUUUUCUCUUUAAAAUUUUGAAGGUGAAAUAUUUAGCACGGUUGUCAGUAAGCUCAGUCUUUCUUUUGAGUAUGUGUUUGAAGUUGAUGUUAUGGCUACAAUUUAUAAAUUUAUGAAGGAGGAUUGGGAAAAGUUUGCAUAUUUUGAGGCAAUUUAGAAGGACUCAUUGAUAAGAGACUGGAAACUUGUUUAAUACAGAACAAGGUCACAAUUUACAUCGUAUGUGUACUUCUUUAGCUUUAUCCUUAUUAUUUCUAAGAUUUUGUGUGUGCUUCAAUAUGUGUAUAGUGUUGUUUAUGUUGGUGUAGUAACAUUCUAUACGAUACUCAUGGUUUGUAUGGGUUUUUAGCUUUUUUUUUUUUGUGCAUCAUUCUAGGUUGUAAGGUAUGCUAUGUCGGUACACUGGGAGAGAGAUUGUGAAAUGACCACCUCAGGAUUCUUAGGUUAUCCUCCAUCUAAAAUACUUACUCAUUCUUUGAGACAUUCAGAGUUCUUUGGUGGCUAUUUUGGAUUAUAUGAUGCAGUUUUGUCAACUGUGUUGUCAUAAUUCUUUGAACUUAUUUAUCAGUCUCUCCCUCCACAUGCACUACAAGUUAGGGUAAGGCCUAAACUGAACAAUAAAAAACAAAAUAGAAAAAAAAAGUGCUGUUUUCCAAAUAAAUAUGAUUCCUUUUCACUUUUUGCUUUCUACUCUGUUACUAUUUUAAAUUAUUUUAUUCUUAAUAUACAAAAGAUAUUUUAACCAUUAAGUAAGUAAGCAUGCCCCACUAGCACCAAUGUAAUUUAGGACACAGAAAUCUGAUUUUUCAAAAAGAUAUUCUGCAAAAAGAGUCUUUCUGUAAAAAAUUCUUUUUUUAUAAUGUGUUUAAAAUUUAAGUUCACUCAUAUUUUUUACCCCAUGAGCCCUGGUUAGGCAGGGAGACAUGUAGCAUUUAACACAUGUCCUGGUAAAUAGCUAUGGCAUUGAAGUCAGCUUCUUUUCUUAAUCCCCAGUGCCAUAGGAAUAAAGAUUAGAGAAAAUGUAAUGUUAAUUCUUUAGUUUGUAACAACCAUGUAACCAGAUUUAUUAAUACCUGUUGUGAGGAAGUCAUUGUACUAGGCAUGAGAGCCAUAUCAUCUCUAAAGUGGUGUCUGACUGUUCCCAGUGAGUUCUUGUGAAGGCCAGACUACUUGGAAGACAGGGUGAGAGUGGAAAAAUGGAGUUGAGCUGAGGAGUUUGAUGCUCUGCAUCGAUUUGUUUACUUAAGCUGUGGUCCAAAUUUUGGGACAUAUGUUCAUAAGAAGGAAAUGUAUUUGCUGCUUUGUCCCACUCUAAAAACGAUACAUAAGUCUAUGGUACUCUAAGAAACAACAGUUAAUAAUAUACCAAGAUGAUAAGCAAUCAUUUGUCUCUGUUCUGCGGGAACCUCCACAGGGUGAUGUACAACCUCUUCUGUGUAGCAGGUUUGUUUCUGAAAUGAUACUGUCUCCUUGGGAAUCCAGGUCUCAUCCUGGGAGAUGGAAGGAAAGGAGCCUGCUUUUGGCAUUUUGGUAAUACUGCUCUCACAUUUAUCUAUUACUUUUGAAAGAAGGAAACCAGCUGAAUUGUUUACUUUGACAGACAUGUUUUAAACUUUUUGGGGUCAGUUUGUUUCUAUCCUUUUCUUAUAAUUAGGAUAUUCUAUAGCAAUAAAAGACACCUAUUUAUUAUGUGCUACAAGUGAAAUAAUUUUUCUCUAAAAAAGCACAAUGUCAUUGCAAAGUAUUUGUUGAAAAGAAUUCAUAAUUUACAUUGAAUUUGGAAAGGCCAAAGAAAUUUAAAGGAAUGGUAAAGCUAUUUUGUUUAUGGUAUCCACUGUUUAGUACAUUUGUGUGCAAGAGUACCAGGCAGUAUUUCAGCCAUGGAUACAGAUUUCAGGUUGCUUUGUUUAGAGUCUCAAGUUUAAAAGUUUUAACAUAUUAAUUAGUCUUUUCCAUUUUAAAGUUUAUAAAUAAACAUUUCAGUAUCGUAACAGCUUGAUUAGUUUUAAGUGUAUCUUUAAGUCUAAGACAGUGACAUUAAGACUGAUGACAUUGGCUUCAGAUCAGUAAUAUCCAUAAUUAAGUAAACCUGUUAAGUUUUAUCAUAUUAACUUGUAAGACUGUUAAUAGUUUGAUACCAACAUGUUAUAAAAUAUAGCAUAAUUGAAGGCUAAUGAGAACAACUUUGGAAAUUCUCAAAUUAUUUGCUUUCUGUACUCCUUUCCAGAAUGGAUAUAGAAAUAUUCCUGUUAACUUUCUGAAUAUUUUCUGGCUGAAUGUGUCUUUGCAUAAAUAAAAUUUUGGUAUUUGUUUAAAUUAUACUUCUUGUACAAGGUAGGGGAAAUUUAGAACCAUUCUUGUUUUGAUUUUGUAUUCUUUGAAAUGAAUGUUUAGUUUUCUGAGCCAGUUGGUCAUUUCAUCUUCAUACUCUGUCAAAUCCAGUGACUCUAAACCAGAACUGUGAAUAAAUUACCAAAAACUUA